Megalobrama amblycephala (Wuchang bream) is the source of this 1576-nucleotide messenger RNA. RefSeq names its product olfactory receptor 52J3-like. Gene Ontology annotation, molecular function: olfactory receptor activity; G protein-coupled receptor activity. NCBI's taxonomy places the organism in Eukaryota, Metazoa, Chordata, Actinopteri, Cypriniformes, Xenocyprididae. The coding region runs from base 231 to 1169 and encodes 312 amino acids. The transcript has 2 exons. The record is from RefSeq and is a predicted model, not a curated record. Gene Ontology annotation, cellular component: membrane. Gene Ontology annotation, biological process: G protein-coupled receptor signaling pathway.
CACUGAAGCAUAAGAUGCCUCCAUUAAUUUGACUAAACUCUUUUAUUGCUUUUUUAUGUGCUAUAUUAUUAAGUUAUAAUAAUUUGACUUGAUGUUAACACUUAAAUUCACAAGUACUAAUGAUUGUAAUUUUACUAUUCUACAAUAACAUGCUUCAUUAAUCUAAUAAUGUGAAUGUUUUAAGCAAAGUCAGCUUUGCAUAUUCUGGGCGACAAUAGGCAACAUUCACUAUGUAUCUAAAUGGAUCUAGAUUCUCACUUGUCUUGACUUUGCACUCUUUGGAACUCCCUCAGGCAAGCAUUUAUCCUGCAUUCAUUCUUGGAAUAACAACAUACUUUUUGAUCUUACUCUGCAAUCUAACAAUUGUUGUCACCAUUUGCUUGAACAGGAAUCUUCAUAAACCAAUGUACAUACUGUUGCUACCCAUGCCUAUCAAUGAUGCAAUGGGUGCUACAACCCUUUUUCCUCACCUGCUAUAUAGUAUAUUGUCUCAGGACAGAACAAUAUCCUACCCUGCAUGUUUGCUUCAAGGCCUUAUUGUACACUUGUAUGCUGGUGCAUCACAUGUUAUUCUUAUUGCUAUGGCCUAUGACAGGUAUAUUGCUAUCUGCUAUCCGCUAAGAUAUGGAGCCAUUAUGACAACCAAGAACUUGGUGAAAAUAAUAACUGGUAUAUGGCUUUUACAUGUUAUUGCUAUAAUUGUACUUUUUUCUCUUCUUCUGCCUCAUCCGGUUUGCCAGACAUACAUGGCAGAUCUUGUCUGCUAUAAUCCAUCUAUAAGGAAACUCAUAUGUGAAGAUACAAGAGAUAACAAUAUCUAUGGAUUGUUUACCAUGGUUUUAUACCACGGCCUUUCAUUUUUUGUUGUGGCAUUUACAUACAUUCAUAUAUUAAUCACUUGUGUUACUAAUAAGCAGUCUGAUGCAAAGAUUAAGGCACUUCAGACAUGUGGUACUCAUUUGGUUGUCUUUCUUGUCUUAGAGUUUAACACUAUUUUUCCUCUUAUCGCACAUCGAAUUGAGAGUGUUCCAGCUCACCUACGCAGGGUGUUUUCUAUAUCGGUUUGUGUGUUUCCUCCCAUUGUGAAUCCACUCAUUUAUGGUUUUAAAACUAAAGAGAUCAGACAGAAAAUUCUCAACUGUUUCAAGAGGAAGAUAAUCAGUGUCUGAAUUAUUAUAUUUUAUACUGUCUUCCUUUUUCACAGAUCUGAGUUGUUUUCAAUCAUCUAUAUGUUUUUAUUCAUCUGUAGUCUUGUCAAACACAAAGUGAAUCGUUCAGCCAUGAAACUCUUUUCUCUUUCUGUUUGGUUCGUUCAAUGUGUUCUUAACCAAACAAUUUAAUGUGUUCAUUAUCAUUCAUGUUUAUAACCACAACACAUCCAAAUGAAUAUGUGCAGUCUCCCUCUCUCUUGCAGCAGCAAUAUGUUUCCAUUAAUUGUAUGUUCUGAGCAUUUAGCAGAAGCAAGUCACACUUGCUCUGUAGCAGCAACAACAGCAGCAUAGCAGAUCUAGUCCGUCACAACCAAAACUAUGUACAUUCCUUUCAAAUUAAUAAAAUUAACUAUCCCAAAGGUUGU